GGGGUGGGGGGUAUGUUGACACGGGGCGUGGUGUGACUCUGGACAGGCAGAUGACUCCGUGGAUUCACUCAUGCGUGGUCACACAGUGUGACAGCCCAGACAUGGGUGGAAAAGGGUCCCAGCUCCGUUUAACCGAGCAACAUCUGCGUCUCCAGGCCGAUGCUCCAUAAACUGACAACAAACAGAGGGCAACUUUUUUUUCUUCUUCUUCUUCGUCUCCUUAUUAUUAUUAUUAUUUACUGUGACGAGAAUACGAGAAACUACUUAUAGCCCCAGGACCGACCAGGGAGCUGGAAAAGUCAGUUCGUGAGUGUUUUUUCUUCUUUUUGCGGCAACAUUUAAAACAAACAAUCAAACAAAGAGCUGAUGAAAUCAUUAGAGAAGUAAGUCUUCGGGGAGCCUCUCGGCAGGAGGUCUCGACGCUUUUCCGACCAUGCCACCGCUGACGGGCUGAUGGAUUUCAUCUUCCUGUGUGACUCUGACAUCUUCAAAGGUAUGACGGACAAACGCUGAAACGACCCGAAACUUUUCCUCCCUCUGGCCGUCAGGAGGGAGUUAAUGAAGAAAUCAGAAGGUAAUUAAGAGCAGCUCCGGGGUUUUACCGAACAACAGAGGGACAAAAGGCCUGACAAAGCUUGUGGCGCUUAAAGGGAGUUUGGGCACUCUGGCACACUCUGCAUUGUGAGUCUGGCACGUAUGGCUUUGUAUUUGAACCUGACUCUGCUCGGGCUGGCGGGCCUAAAUGCCGCAAACCUUUGCUGAAUUUGAAGUUUUGCCACUGAAAAGUUACCGCAAAGUGGAAAGGAAAACUUUCUGACUCAGUGAGGGUAACCUCUGUGGGAUUCCUUCAUGUCUUGCAAAGUUUACAGCAGGUGUCAAACGGGUUGUGAACCUUAGUCGAUGGAUUUGUCACCUUUAAUUCAAGGGGUUUUCACCUGUACUUUCUCCGUAGGAUAGAAACGUGGAAGCAUGGGCGACUGGAGCUUUCUGGGGCGGCUGCUGGAGAAUGCUCAGGAGCACUCAACAGUCAUCGGCAAAGUCUGGCUGACCGUCCUCUUCAUCUUCAGGAUCCUGGUGCUCGGCGCCGCGGCUGAAGAGGUCUGGGGCGACGAGCAGUCCGACUUCACCUGCAACACCCAGCAGCCCGGUUGCGAGAACGUCUGCUACGACGAGGCCUUCCCCAUCUCGCACAUCCGCUUCUGGGUGCUGCAGAUCAUCUUCGUGUCCACGCCGACCCUCAUCUACCUGGGCCACGUGCUGCACAUCGUCCGCAUGGAGGAGAAGCGGAAGGAGAAGGAGGAGGAGAUGCGCAAAGCGAACAGGUUCCAAGAGGAGAAGGAACUCCUUUACAGAAACGGCGGCGACUCCGGAGGCGGCGGGAAGAAGGAGAAGCCGCCCAUCAGAGACGAGCACGGCAAAAUCCGCAUCAGAGGUGCGCUCCUGCGCACCUACGUGUUCAAUAUUAUUUUCAAGACCCUGUUUGAAGUGGGUUUCAUUUUGGGCCAGUAUUUCCUGUAUGGCUUCCAGCUGAGGCCCCUGUACAAAUGCGCACGUUGGCCGUGCCCCAACACCGUUGACUGCUUCAUAUCAAGGCCCACUGAAAAGACCAUUUUUAUUAUAUUUAUGCUUGUGGUGGCUUGCGUGUCUCUUUUGCUGAAUUUGUUAGAGAUCUAUCACCUCGGAUGGAAGAAACUCAAGCAGGGCAUGACGAAUGAGUUCGUCCCUGACAGCAAGUCGCUGCAGCACACCAAUGCUGAAGCGUCUCAGUGUUUGGCCUUGGUCUCCAGAACUGUCCCAUCCAGCCUCAGCUACCCUCCCAACUACAUAGACGUGACGGCAGGCAGCGGGGCGUUCCUGCCACCUGUAAAGCCGGUGGCAAUGGCUUCAGCAGCGGAGUUCAAGAUGGGUGACCUCCAGCAGGAAGAGUCCCUUCGCCAGUCUUCUUCCCCUUCUCAGUACUACAUCAGCAACAACCACAGGCUGGCCACGCAGCAGAACUGGGCCAACCUGGCCACCGAGCAGCAGACUCGGGAGAUGGGUUCCCCCUCGCCAUCCCCGUCUUCUUCUGCCAACAAUGAGAACGAACAGCAGCAGACGCCGGCUGGUGCUGCGCUGCUUCUUCCCAGCAACAACACCAACAGCAAUGCCAACACCACCAACAACGCCGCCUCAGGCAGCACCGGCGGCAGCAGCCCAGCCACCGGAGGAGGCGACAACACGCAGGAGGAGGUCCACCGCACCAUCACGACGGUGGAGAUGCACGAGCCUCCGCUCAUGGCCAGCACAGACCCUCGGCGGCUCAGCCGGGCGAGCAAGAGCAGCAACGUCAGGGCCAGGCCAAGCGACCUGGCUGUCUAGAAGCGCUUUGGCCCUUUAGGGUCCCCCAACCCCUCCAACAGCACCUCCGGCUUCCCUCUACCACGCCCUCAAACAUUGUGAUUGUUAAACACUCAAGGAAAGCAAUACAUACUUGCUUUAGGUAGGAACAAGAUCUAAAAAAAAUACAAAAAGACAAAGUAACGAGAGGCAGGAAAGCAAAUCAUCAUAAAAUGUAGCUGCUAGUAUGGAAUCACUUCCCCAGACAGAAGGGUCCAACUUCACCCGUCGCUCCCUAGCCCCACCAAUCUAAGUCCUUUUCUGGCUUUCAAAUAUUUGAUCCCAUGGAUCAAAUAUGGCCUAACGCAAACUUAUCAGUUGUCAACCUUUAACACAAACUAAAUUUACGAGUCAUUAGCUAUAACAGACAGGUUUUCAUUUGUAAGUGCGGCAGCUGCCACCAGGUGAGAACCGGGAAGGGGUUUGGACUCUGGAGACUCAGUUGAGGGUCCUGGGUCAAAUACUAUCUCCUCCAGCUGUAGCCUUUUAGUGCAGUCGGUGAAUUGUAGAGCUGCUUAUGUAAGGUUUGUUAGGACAGUGCACAAAAAGUAUGAUCACACCUUUUAACAAAAAGCAGAAGGUAAAAUUCUAUGUUGUUAAAGGCAAAUUUUAGCAACCUGGUUUGGUGGAAGACUUAGUGGUGUUUCACUCUUAUUUGUUGACGCAAACUGACAUAUUUUCCUAAUGUCUGUGUCAAGAUAAUGAGAUUCUUAUGUUAAAUACUGCUUUGUCCACGUCAUCUAAAGCUGGUUAUUAGCUUGGCUAUUUGUUCAGGUAGCAAGCCUAUCCGGUCAGCCGCUUUAGACAUGUCACUUGUUGUCGUUUUAGAACAGAACUGCCUUCUUAAGAGGGAUUGCUGGUGCUGUUUCAGUUUCAGAGUGGGAAACAUGUAGUGGCUUUGUCUUGGCCAGCUGCCCAGCAGUGCACAGCAACAAGUGGGAGAGAAAGCACUUUGGCACUUUCUCUGAGAUUUUAUUAAGAUGAUUCGAAUAGUAGGAGUGGUAUAACAGAAAAUGUUAGUGUUUAUAAAACUUAAAAACCCUGGUGUUCCUUGAUACGGCCUAAUAGUGAAUGAAAAUUUGCAUUUCAGCUGCAGGAAGCAAAAUGUCAUUGCUCUAUGUUAUGGCAUAACAAAGAGCAAUUCAUGUUAGCUUACUUAUUGUUCAGUAUGAGGAUUUACUAAAGACUCUGAAAUCAAUAUUCACAUUAAAAGGUUGUAGAUGUUGUUGUUUUUUUUAACAAGAUGUGACAACAUAAUUGUUUUCAAGACAGAUCAUUGCGGAAAGUGUAGUCCUACAAAUCACCGAUGCACUAACUUAGUUUGACCCUAAGUCCACUAUGUAUCUCUUUUGCCAAUGUUUUAAAAUCAGGAUCAAUCAGGAUGAAGGAAAAA
Messenger RNA from Gambusia affinis (western mosquitofish), 3769 nucleotides. RefSeq names its product gap junction alpha-3 protein-like. Gene Ontology annotation, biological process: cell communication. The record is from RefSeq and is a predicted model, not a curated record. Bases 970 to 2358 code for a protein of 462 amino acids. NCBI's taxonomy places the organism in Eukaryota, Metazoa, Chordata, Actinopteri, Cyprinodontiformes, Poeciliidae. The transcript is spliced from 3 exons. Gene Ontology annotation, cellular component: connexin complex.